CACGAUAGGAGUGGACUGAUCCUCGCCAGCAUGAUGCCAAGUUUCACCGGGAUCUCGCAUCUGUUAUUGAUUCUGCUGGUGCAGCUGGUACCUGCGCAGCUCCUUCACGUGAAGCAGUGACUCUUUAAGAGGAGUCACGUUUAAAUGGCAAACAUCGUGGCUGCCAUGAUGUCCAGCGUUUUCACACACACACACACACACACACACACACACACACACACACAGUUUUUUAUGGGGGUUUGAGAAUUUUGCAUGUUAACAAAGGGAAACUGACUCAGACAUCAUGGCCUCAGAUGCAACAGCUGCAUGUUAGUGACCCAGAUUUCACCCCCACCAGCAAAGGGAGCCCCCAGAGGAAUGAUGUUCCAGGAGGUGUUGGAAAAGAGCAUGUGUCACCCGAUGGAGCAGCUGGUGGAUGUGGAGCAGGAGUUCCCCGGAGAAGUUGAGUACAUCUACUUGCCUGCUUGUGUCUCACUAUGGCGAUGCUCUGGUUGCUGUGGGGAUGAGAACCUGGAGUGCCACCCUACCCUUGAACGCAACAUCACCGUACAGAUGAUAAAAAUUGCUCCGAAGACAUCUAGCCACCAUGUGGAACUCACAUUUGUGGAGCAUCAGAGGUGUGAUUGCAGAGCCCGUCAGACUCUUCUAAACAAUAAAAGCAGCAGUGAGUCCAUCAAGAACAAACCUCGGCGGAGGAAACACAAGAAGACAGCGAGCCGCUGUGGCAAGUGCCAGGUCCCGCAGAGCAACUGAUUCAUCCGCCUGUCAAAACUUUUAUUUGGAGGACUGACUUUGGUCUGACGAACAACCGCACAUCUGGGAAUUAAGCACACCUGACCAAUACUCUCUGACUUUUCCAUUACAUUACAAUCUUUGUUAAUUACAGUAUCAAAGUAAAAGAACAACAUAGCCCUAAA
Molecule: messenger RNA, 917 nt
Organism: Scophthalmus maximus (turbot)
Lineage: Eukaryota; Metazoa; Chordata; Actinopteri; Pleuronectiformes; Scophthalmidae
Product: vascular endothelial growth factor A
Exons: 8
Coding region: 307-753 (148 amino acids)
Biological process (GO): positive regulation of protein phosphorylation; vascular endothelial growth factor receptor signaling pathway; response to hypoxia
Cellular component (GO): membrane
Molecular function (GO): chemoattractant activity; vascular endothelial growth factor receptor binding; growth factor activity
Source: RefSeq, a predicted model, not a curated record